UCACACUGAACACAACAAUAAUAAAUAAACAUUAAAAAUGCUGCAACGCGCACAACCGAGAGUAGAAAAUCCACGCUAUGGCCAGCUGAUUAUUGGGCCACCUGGCUCAGGCAAGACGACGUACUGCAACGAGGCGUAUAAAUUCUAUAAAGAGUUGGGCCGGCAAGUUGGCGUUGUCAAUUUGGAUCCAGGCAAUGACAACAUGGCCUAUCAGCCGUUGGUCAAUGUAAUGGAAUUGAUCACCGUGGAGGAUUGCAUGGAGCACAUGCAGCUGGGACCCAACGGAGCGCUCAUGCAUUGUGCCGAGUAUCUGGAGCAGCAUAUCGAGGAUUGGCUGCUGCCGGCACUGAGGAAAUUGAGUGCAACGCACAACUACUUCCUCUUCGAUUGCCCGGGCCAAGUUGAACUCUACACUCACCACAAUGCCAUGGCUCGGAUUUUUGAGCGCUUGGAGGCGGAGCGUUACAAUCUGGUUACAGUGAAUCUCAUCGAUUCGCAUUACUGCUCGGAGCCGGCAAAGUUCAUAGCCACGCUGCUGAUGGCCCUGAAUACAAUGAUGCGGAUGAGUUUGCCGCACGUGAAUGUGCUAUCGAAGGCGGAUCUGCUGCGUAAGCACGAAUCCAAAUUGCACUUCAACGUCGACUUCUAUACAGAUGUGCUGGAUCUGAAGUAUUUGCUAGAGAAACUGGACGAUGAUCCCACAAUGCGCAAAUAUCAAAAGCUGAACGAAGCCAUUUGCUCCAUGGUAGAGGAUUAUGCCUUAGUUUCCUUUAAGCUCUUGGACGCCUUCAGCACAGACAGCAUGCUUCGACUGCGCAACCACAUUGACAAAGCAAAUGGUUACGUGUACAAGGCAGGCGAGGAGCAAACGGUGAACUCUUUGCUAGCCUGCGCCGUUGGCGCUGAAACUGAGGCAAUGCGUCAGCAGCACGAUAUUGAACCCUAUGUGAAGCAGCCGUAGCGAACAUAUGCUUAAAUUAUGUAUACAAUUUAGUUGUAUUUAUCUGCUAGUUGAAAAUUGGUUUAUCAACAUCCUGUCGCCAAAAAUUUGCCCAUAAAACUGGACAAGUCGUUGAACACAUAAAAUAACGCUCUAAUGAUUGUAAUUUCCUGUGAUAAAUAAAUGCUUCACUACACAA
Drosophila virilis is the source of this 1139-nucleotide messenger RNA. RefSeq names its product GPN-loop GTPase 2. Gene Ontology annotation, cellular component: cytoplasm. Gene Ontology annotation, molecular function: GTPase activity. The record is from RefSeq and is a predicted model, not a curated record. Lineage: Eukaryota; Metazoa; Arthropoda; Insecta; Diptera; Drosophilidae.